This is a messenger RNA of Oikopleura dioica, 1446 nucleotides long. NCBI's taxonomy places the organism in Eukaryota, Metazoa, Chordata, Appendicularia, Copelata, Oikopleuridae. The record is from the annotation of a GenBank genome assembly.
AUGGGAAGUAGAGAUAAAAAAUCCAAAGAAAAGAAAUCAAGAAGAGAUCGCAGUCCUGGUUCUAGGUCCAAAUCAAGGAGAAGAGAUAAAAACGAAAAAUCUCGAGAAGAUCGAAGCAAAAAGAGCAGCAAGAGACAUCGACGAGAUAAAGAAUCUCCGAGAAGGUCAAAAGAGCGCAAAUCCAAGGAUAAAAAAUCACGAUCACAGAGCAGAGAACGACGAAAGAAUGGAAAGAGCUCAAAGAAAAGCUCAAGAAGAGAUAGAUCAAGGUCAAGAGAAAGGCGAAAAGAUCGCGGAGGAAGAGACGACCGUCGAGGAGGCGGAAGGGAUGAUCGUCGAGGGGGAAGAGAUGCAGACAAAUACUCGGGUUCUUAUUCGGAUGACGUUUCUCGAGAUGAAAAAUAUGGAAAGGAGACGGAUGAGUACUACGAAUAUGAAAACUACCCGGAUAGAUGGAAUCAAGUUCAUGCAGCACACAAGGUCUCCUACGCUCUUAGUCAUGGAAACAGGACAUCAGAUGAGGGUGGCAACAGAUGGCCUGUUACUGAACAGGGUUUUGGUGGUCAAAUUUUGAGUCCUGCUGGUGGUCGAAUGCAACAAUUAAAUCUGGUGCAAGGGAAUAUGAUGAACGGUCAAUUCCCAGAUCCACGAAUGAAACUGGGAAAAUCAUUCAGAAAAGUCAUGUUUCUAAAUAGACUUUUCUACAGGACUCCAAGCGAAGAUGACAAACCAGUAAAAGUUCCUUCGAAAAUCCAACCAAGCUCUUUUGCGAAGAGCAUCUUAAAGAAGACAAACAGUGACUUUUCAACUACUUCCGCUAAAUCCAACGGUGAUUCAACCAAUGGAGACGACAAUACAAGCAUAAAAUCGUCGUCUGGUAAAGCAAAUGAAACAACAGAAAAACUGAAAGCACCCGGUGAAAUAUUAAAACCUGGCUGCAUCGCAUUUGAGCGGAAAGUGCUAAAGUCGCUAUCCGAUGAAUCUCAAAGCGAAUCAAGAAAGGGGCGAGAAUGGAAGGUAGAUAUCUUCGAGUGCUGUGACUACAUGGAUACUUGCCCACUUGGCAUUAUUCCCUGCAUGCUUGGUGCAGAAUUGGCCGAGAAAAUAUCCGAGCCGAUAUCAUCGUUCCUGUGCUGCGCAGGAGUUGGUUCUGUUCGCACAAAGUUUAGAACGCGACUUUCUAUCGUCGGUGACGCUUGUGGAGACUGCGCACUCAGUUUCUUUUGCUGCUGCUGUGUUUUAUGCCAGCUUGCGAAUGAGGUUGACAAAAUUCAAAACGAAAACAACGAGGAAGAAAGUAGAGGCAGCGAAAAUGUCAAAACACAGGAAGCGCCGAAGGAGAAGAAAGAUUCUACCUCUGAGGACGAAGAUGACGACGAGGAUGAAUCAGAUGACGAUUCAGACGAUUCCGACGAUGAUGACUCAGAAGAAGAAUCGUCAGAUUAA